Messenger RNA from Thunnus maccoyii (southern bluefin tuna), 3577 nucleotides. It is a transcript of the gene nradd, whose product is annotated as neurotrophin receptor associated death domain. The transcript is spliced from 6 exons. The record is from RefSeq and is a predicted model, not a curated record. The coding region runs from base 449 to 1657 and encodes 402 amino acids. Gene Ontology annotation, biological process: Rho protein signal transduction. NCBI's taxonomy places the organism in Eukaryota, Metazoa, Chordata, Actinopteri, Scombriformes, Scombridae. Gene Ontology annotation, cellular component: cell surface; plasma membrane. Gene Ontology annotation, molecular function: coreceptor activity; death receptor activity; nerve growth factor binding.
GCCCAGGAGAGCUCGCGGGAGCUUUUCCUGCCUCAUCUGUUGCAGAGCUGCAGGAGAGUGGGCGAACCGUGCAUCCUGCGAGCUGAAACAGAAGAAACUUUGUGUUAACUUACCAGCAGGGAAUGUAUUAAAAGAAGCUAAUGCGUCUACUGCGCCGCAACUGGGAGAAAGUAUGGACUGCACAGCCUCCAUUUGAAAACUUCUUUCUCAUGCGUAAAAACAGUUUGAUUAUUGGACUAUGACCGAACUCUCCAAUCUGCAGAACCAGCGCGUUUUUUGACAAGUUUGGUGUCUUUUUGUGACACACACAUAUAUAUAUAUGUUAGAGAACUGGGAGUUUUAAUGACACUUUUCUUUUUGAGGGCUGCAGACUGAAAAAAAAAAAAAGUUGAGUCAGACGCACACAUCUGCCCGCUCGAAGCCAAGGAGGAUUUUGAAGACUGAAGAAAUGAGACCGUUUAUCAUCUGCGCGCUUCUUCUUCUAAAAGUUACUUUUGGAGAUGCCUGUGCCAGUGGCCAGUUCACUGAAUCAGGGCAGUGUUGCAGUCAGUGUCCUGCUGGCUUUGGAGUGGAGGUUGAGUGUGGGAAAGAGGAUACCAAGUGUGCACAAUGCCCACAGGGAACAUAUUCUUCCUCUGAAGGCCUCGGCCCUUGCCUCCCCUGCUCCAAGUGCCCAUCCGGUGUUCCCAUGGGGGCCCCUUGCUCUGCCACUAAAGACACACAAUGUGAAUGUGACAACGGCUUCUUCUUUAUGCGCAACUACAGCCUGUGUGCGCCUUGUUCCAAAUGCACCCGUGGUAUGGGUGCUACGCAGCAGUGCGGCCUACAGGGAGACACACGAUGCCAGGUCUGUGGCCCGGGAACCUUCUCUGAGGAGCACCUUAGCACCAGUCCCUGCCAGAGCUGCACACAAUGCUCUGAAAGUGAAGUGGAGAUCCGAGCCUGCAUGCCCAACUCUGACACACUCUGCAUGGAUAAGAGGCUGCACAUUCUAUCCCGUCCCGCUGAGUCUGAUGGGCCCCGUGACUCUCCUCGCUGGCCAGGUGUAGAGGAGGUGACGGAGGAAGGGGAGUCCAGUUCUGCUCCUGGAACACCCAAGUUUACCCCCCAGGAUGAGGGUGGCAGCAACAACAUUCUGGCUUAUGUCUCUGUCCUGGCUGCUGUGGUGCUGGGUCUGCUUCUUUAUGUUGCUUAUAAAUGCUGGAGAUCAUGUAAACAGAAGAAGGCUCUUUCCAAAGCUCGUGCAGCCGAGUUGGGAACAUCUCCAGAGGGAGAAAAGCUCCAAAGUGACAGCGGUGUUUUUCUAGACUCUCAGAGCCUACAGGACAAUCAGCCUAGCAAAGGCACUAAGAGGGACAGCAAGCAGGACACUCGACUGUACAUCAACCUAGCCCCCCACAGACAGGAAGAGGUGGAGCGCCUCCUGCAGGAGGGAGGGGGUCGGGGGUGGAGGCAGCUGGGCGCAGCGCUGGGCUAUGAGUCUGAACAGCUGGACCUGUUUGGGCGUGGAGAGGCCCCCUCUCACACGCUCCUCUCUAACUGGGCCCAGAAAGAAGGCUCCACACUGGGACUGCUGUGCUCUGCACUGGCUCGCAUUGAGAGGCCUGAUGUGGUAACAGCUCUUAACUGCCCCACGCAGGGUGUUUCUGUGGUCUGACAGCUCCUCAGACACACGUAUGACACUAACAGACUAAAGUGAAGAAGGGGAAACUCUCAUUGAAACGACAAGGGAGGCACUCUGAUAUCAACACCUCUCACUGUUGGAGGGUGCCACUGAUAGCGCUAACUGUUUUGCUGGACACUUAUAAUUCAGUUUUUACUAAGAGAACGAAAAAAUAUUCUUGUAAUGCUUUCCUCUUUCCCAGUUUAUGUCAUGAUUUGAAUUCACAUGGUGCCAUUUACAUAAAAGUACCUCCUGCAAUGUGCUAACAAUUACCAGGGGACCUCUUACAGACCUCUUACUGCUGAUGCUGAGUGGCAUAGGGAGCAACAUUCUUCAAUUCUGGUGAAGUCGCAGUGCCUUGUUCGAGGGACAGUGUCGUUUCCAUGUGUACAAAUCCUGGUUACGGUGAGUAUUCAGGUGGCAGCAGGAAAUAGAAUAAUGUUAUUUUUACAUGUGCUGCAUGAGUGUGAUUAUUCUAAAACCACCAUUUAUACGUUUUUUUGGACAGUAAUCAGAUUCAUCAUGAUGCCCCCUUUUAAAAAAAAAAAAAAAAAAAAAAAAAAAAUAUCAGCCUUCCACGUGCUAUUGUAAACAAAUGCGGAUGGCGUAGAUCAUCGUGUUUUUAGCCUCGUUUUAUGAAUCACAACUUCCAAAACCGCUCUGGUAUUGCAGUUGAUUUUUGCCAAAACGAGAUACUUUCUUCCAACAACACUGAUUUCCAGCAUGAUGUGGCUUUCCCUAUUUGGGAUCAUUUCUGAGCACAUGUGCACGUUCAAAAAAGAAAACAAGAAAGAAUCCCAGUUAAGGGUUUACAUGGCCAAGUGAUCAGAUUUCUCCAGCGGAAAUCGAGGGUUAAAUCUUAUUAAUUAUCCCGAUUAUGCUUGCGGUUGCUACUUUCUUUAUAAGAACACUUUAUCUAAUGUGUAGAUAGGAGCUACUCACUAGAUCAUUUUAACUUUAAGUUCCCCUAUUUAGCAUUUAAAACCAGUAUACAAACAUUUAAUAAAUGGUUUAUAACACACUAUAAUGUAGUUGUUAGUAGAUAUAAGUGUUUAUUAGUUGUAAGAUUAUAACUCUUGUGGGCACCCAUGCCGUAAGCGGAGGCUGGUGUAUAAAUAGAUAAUGAAAGACAAUAUAAUAAAACACAGUUGUAAAAAUAUAAAAGACGUCUUUAUAGGAGAUGUUAUAAUUAUUGACAAAUUCUCUACAUUAAGAAACACUUAAAUGUCCUUAUAUCUGCUUGCAACUACCUCAUAGUGUGUUUCUAUACUGCUUAUAAAUGCUAGACAGGACUUAAAUUUAAGUGUCGCCUGUGUCGCCUUCUUCUGCUGUCUUUAUUCUUUUUCUGAUGCGGCCACUAAGUAGCCUUGGUAUUUAUUUACACCGAGGAUCAUUUGUAUGAUGCACCAGUGAUGUUUCAGUUCUUAGGAGACACAGAAAUGAAGCAAUCUGUGGAAUAUAAAAAAAACAUUCUUAGCUCUUCCUAAUAAUCACUGAUGUGACUGUAAAUAUCUUUAAUGUUGACUUGUCUUUGAAAGCCAUGGCUUAAAACGAGAUCAUUUUAUGAACUGUGAAUAUUCAUCACACACAGCCUUAUUGUUUGACACCUUGGUUUUUCAUCAAUUAGACGCAGAAAAAAAAGACACUGUUAACAUCACUGCUUGUGCCCCAACUUCCCUUCUUGCUUUUGUAUUUAUUUCACAACCAUUUCAAGUCUAAAACUAAAUAAAAUCUAUGAGAACCAUGGACAUCUGUGGUGUGCUAGUUACACUAUGUGAUGCCCUCAGAUGGUUUGAUCUUUUUUUUUUUUUUUUAAUGCCAGCUAUGUAUGGUUUUGUGUAUAUAUUUCCUAAUGCUAUGCCUCGAUUUGUUUUUGUAAGAUUUUUAUUCAUUUAAUAAAUAACUUUGAUAAGU